UAUUCAUUGGAAAUUAUUCAUCCUACAUGGUAUCGGAGCCCUAACUUUGGCUUCCGUCUCUCCCCAAUCUUACGAUCGGCAGUGCUUCUCCUUCACAGCCGCCGAUCCCUUCUCUUCUCAUAGCCAUGGCUGCUUCUUCUUCAUCUUCCGGCAAGUUUGUCUCGAACUCCGACAACUCUUCUUCCAACAAUUCCCCUCAUCUAGCCUUCACAACCAUAUCAAAUAUUAAACUCCAUAUCCCCGUGCAGCUUAGCCUGUUCGAACCAAAUUAUAAAAAAUGGAGUCGAUUGUUUCGACUCUUGAUUCUCCGAUUCAACCUCAAGGGAUUCAUCGACGGCACCACCAUCGCUUCUUCCGCUGACGACGCUGAAUGGUACCAAUUUGAUGCCCUCAUUCACGGGUGGAUCUUGUCCACCAUCACGGAUGAAGUUUCCGAUCUCGUCCUUGCCAACAAUCUCACCGCUCAUGCUCUUUGGACGGCCAUCUACAACCUCUUCCACGACAACAAGCACGCACGGGCGAUGCAAUUGGAGCAUCGUUUCCGCACCACUGUGAAAGGCAACCGCUCCAUGAACGACUAUUGUCGUCUACUCAAAAAUCUCUCCGAAUACCUUGACGAUGUCGACGCACCGGUGACCGAACAUGCUCUCGUUCUUCAAGUUCUCCAAGGUUUACCCCAUGAAAUCCGGGGCCAAGUUCAAUUCUUGCAAUACCAGAAUCCCCUCCCCACCUUCUUGGAGGUCCGGUCAGCCUUACUCCUCGUCGAACAGCAGCAGCAGGACUCCCUCUACAGCGCUGGAGCGCCGCCCACUGCCCUUCUCAGCACCGGCAGUGGCAGCGGCUAUGGAGCGGGCGCACAGCAGCAGGGACGGACGGCGGACGGACACGGCUACAGUGGACACGGCCGGACUUCGGGCGGCGGCAGUGGCGGUCGCAACCGCGGCAGGGGCCGCGGUCGAGGACGUGGCAGUGGCGGACUCCAUCGGCAAUCACCAUCGGGACAAGCUACUGGACAAUUCCCCUCCCCCCAACCCGGUUUGUAAGGGUCUCGGCCCUAUCAACCCU
Messenger RNA from Cuscuta campestris, 1065 nucleotides. The record is from the annotation of a GenBank genome assembly. NCBI's taxonomy places the organism in Eukaryota, Viridiplantae, Streptophyta, Magnoliopsida, Solanales, Convolvulaceae.